CCGCUAACUUGUACCCAUCUCCAGUACACAGCGCUAUCCAUCUCAUGACCACCAUACUCUCUUCUCUCUCAUUUCUGCUUUGAAUUCUGGACAAACUAUGGAUCUGUGGUGUGUGCAUGUUAAAAGCAGUGGCUUUAUGCCGAGGAAUUCCUUCUCGGAGAAACCGUUUUGCUGGAUUUCAAACAAUUAUUCGAUGAAUUCGGACCUCCGAUUGUCCAAGCCAGAAUUUGUGCCGAGUAAUUGUAGGCUUCGAUCUGUUUCAGCUAGAGCUAUGGCGAAAAUAAGCUCCGGAAAUUCCAGUAAUUCUAAUUCGAAUUCCUCCUCUUCUGAUUCUGGAGGGAACAGUGAUAAUUUGAAAGCUGGAGGAGAUGGAAACACUCCUUCUCCCGGGAUCAAGAAAUCAGAUGGUACAAACUCACAGAAUCCCCAGUGCAAACCCUUGGAUUGGAGAGAGUUUAGGGCUCAGCGCUACUUUCUCGAACAGGCUGAAAAAGAUGAAACAUCACCCGGACUAAAACCUCUUCCCUCCAAGUGGGCACACCCUAUUUCAGCACCAGAAAAUGGCUGCCUCCUUAUUGCUACGGAAAAACUUGAUGGUGUCCUCUCCUUUGAGAGGACGGUAGUGCUUCUUCUCAGAUCUGGAACCAGGAAUCCACAGGAGGGGCCGUUUGGGGUAGUCAUAAACAGACCCCUUCACGAAAAGAUGAAACAUAUGAACCCCACUGGUAUUGUAUUGGGAAACACGUUUGACGAUUGUAGUUUGCAUUUCGGAGGACCCCUCCAUGCCAGUAUGUUUCUGCUAAGAUCUGGGGAAACUACGGGUUUUGCUGAUUUUGCAAAGGUCAUUCCAGGGGUAUAUUUUGGUUCCCGAAAUAGUUUGGGCAAAGCAUCAGCAAUGAUCAAAAAAGGGAAACUUAUGUCUCAAGAUUUUACAUUCUUCACAGGAUACGCGGGAUGGCAGCUGGACCAGCUAAGAGAGGAAAUCGAGUCAGAUUACUGGCACGUUGCUGCAUGUAGUUCCAACUUGAUAUCUUGGGAGUCACAAAGUUCUCCCCCCGACAACUUGUGGGAAGAAAUUCUGCAACUAAUGGGGGGUCCCUACUCAGAGUUGAGCCGCAAGCCAAAACAGGACAUCUAGUGCUAUCCGAGCAACUUCAACUCGGAUUCAAGAACGUGGAGGGAGCUUGGUCAUAUGUACAGUAUUUGCCUCAAGAGUCUUAAAAUAAUGUGAAUAAUGUGAUGAUGACCUUUAUUAGGAAACUUUUGAAAUAUAAGAUGGAGGUUUUGUUGACAUUGAUUAUUCAGAGAAAAUACUGCUCUGUAAUUGUAUGUCAUCCUACACUUUGAAUCUACAUUUUCUGCCAAAA
Salvia splendens (bonfire salvia) is the source of this 1367-nucleotide messenger RNA. Its product is annotated as UPF0301 protein CAB604. The transcript has 3 exons. The record is from RefSeq and is a predicted model, not a curated record. The coding region runs from base 98 to 1138 and encodes 346 amino acids. Lineage: Eukaryota; Viridiplantae; Streptophyta; Magnoliopsida; Lamiales; Lamiaceae.